ACACGACGUCGUUGCACUCCAUCCGUGGUCUACUAAUAUAUCAACACUCUUAAACCCUGUGGUUUGUGGAAAUAGCAUAAACCAAAACCCUAGCAGCAGCCACUUCGCAUUGCAUCCAACAUCCAGCACAAUGACGGCAGGAGAAGAAGCAGUGAACCCAAAAGCAUAUCCAUUGGCAGAUGCACAGCUCACAAUAACAAUACUUGACCUUGUUCAACAAGCUGCUAAUUACAAGCAGCUCAAAAAGGGUGCUAAUGAAGCAACUAAAACCCUGAACAGAGGAAUUUCUGAGUUUGUGGUCAUGGCAGCCGACACUGAGCCCCUUGAAAUUCUUCUUCAUCUUCCUCUCCUUGCCGAAGAUAAGAAUGUGCCUUAUGUAUUUGUACCAUCAAAGCAAGCACUUGGGCGAGCUUGUGGAGUCACAAGACCUGUAAUUUCAUGUUCUGUGACGAGCAACGAGGGAAGCCAACUUAAAUCCCAAAUACAACAACUUAAGGAUGCCAUCGAGAAGCUCCUAAUCUAAGAAACUGGUUGGGAGAAUAUCCAAUGUAAGGAAAGGCUUGAUUUGCUGAAGUCAUUCCAUUGGUUUUAGUUGAGGAAAUUUCACUUUUGCCAGUGACGGUUUUAGUUGUUUUCGCCUUUCUAUUUUAAUUUUUUUUGCUGGAAUGAUGCUCUGUUAUUGUCUGGUACAAGGAUCUAUCACAUGCUGAUAUAAUUUAUGCUUUCAUGCUUUUGCCUCCGAUCCUAAUGAUGAAGUUAUUUCAUGAUGUUA
Daucus carota subsp. sativus is the source of this 772-nucleotide messenger RNA. RefSeq lists its product as uncharacterized. The transcript has 5 exons. Lineage: Eukaryota; Viridiplantae; Streptophyta; Magnoliopsida; Apiales; Apiaceae. The coding region runs from base 131 to 523 and encodes 130 amino acids. Gene Ontology annotation, cellular component: small-subunit processome; cytosolic large ribosomal subunit; precatalytic spliceosome. Gene Ontology annotation, biological process: maturation of SSU-rRNA; maturation of LSU-rRNA; mRNA splicing, via spliceosome. The record is from RefSeq and is a predicted model, not a curated record. Gene Ontology annotation, molecular function: RNA binding.